This is a messenger RNA of Phalacrocorax carbo (great cormorant), 3240 nucleotides long. The record is from RefSeq and is a predicted model, not a curated record. NCBI's taxonomy places the organism in Eukaryota, Metazoa, Chordata, Aves, Suliformes, Phalacrocoracidae.
CGCGCGCGCGCGGCAUCGCCCGGCGCCCCGGCGAGGCGGUGGUGCCCCGGCGGGCGGGGGCGGGGCGGGGCGGCGCGGCGGGAGCGAGGGGGCGCGGGCGGCGGGGGUCCCGGUCGGUUCCCCGCCAUGGCCACGUCCCCGUGCAGCAGCAGCGGCGUCUCCUCCUCGUCUUCGUCGGGGCUGGGGGCGGACGCGGGGCUGGAGAUCCGCACGCGCUCCGUGGAGCAGACGCUGGUGCCGUUGGUGUCGCAGAUAACUACUCUUAUUAAUCAUAAGGAUAAACCAAAGCGUUCAGACAAGACUCUGCAAGCCAUUCAGCGAGUGGGCCAAGCAGUUAACCUGGCAGUUGGAAGAUUUGUUACAGUAGGUGAAGCUAUAGCCAAUGAAAAUCAUGAAUUGAAAGAGGAAAUGAGUGUUGCUUGCAUUGAGGCAAGGAGAGCAGGUGAAACAAUUGCACAGCUUACAGAUGUGGCAAGCUUGGAUCAUCCAGAAUCUGAUAGCCACAUAACAAUCUUUACGGACAAAACGGGUGUGGUAAAAGCUGCAAGGUUGUUGCUUUCUUCUGUCACAAAGGUGCUGGUGUUAGCAGACAGAAUUGUUAUUAAGCAAAUUAUAACUUCCAGAAACAAGGUUCUUGCAACAAUGGAACAGCUAGAAAAAGUCAGUAGUUUCCAGGAGUUUGUACAAAUAUUCAGCCAGUUUGGAAAUGAAAUGGUAGAGUUUGCCCAUUUAACUGGAGAUCGUCAGAAUGAUUUGAAGGAUGAGAAGAAAAAGGCAAGAAUGGCAGCAUCUAGGGCUGUUCUUGAGAAGUGCACCAUGAUGCUCCUAACCGCUUCAAAGACUUGUCUGAGGCAUCCAGACUGUGAAUCUGCUCGUAUAAACAAAGAUGGAGUUUUUCAUCGGAUGAGAUUAGCUUUGGAACAGGUAAUAGAAAUUGUAACUGACUCUAGACCAAAUGGAGAAAAUGAAAUGGCCCCCAUCAGCAUAUAUUCUGGCAUCAAAGAAUUCAAGAAUAAGGUGGAGGGUCUUCGUGAGAAUCUUUAUUUUCUCUCGAAAGAGAACCUUUCAACAAUGCUGGAAGUUAUCCUGGAACAUACGGAGGACUUCACAGACUCUGCCUAUACCAGUCAUGAGCACAGAGAACACAUUUUGGAGCUGUCUAAACAGGCUAAAAUGGAACUAGAGCAGCUGGUUUCAGUGUGGAUGCAAGCUCAAAACCAGAAGACAAAGGAUAUUAUGGAAGACUUGGAAGUAGCCAUUUUAAAAACAUGCCAGUGCAUGAAUGAACUUAAAAGAGAGGUCCACAGUGCAGCAACAACUUUGGCAGCAGAUCUUCUAAAAUACCAUACAGAUCAUAUGGUUCUUAAAGCAUUGAAAAUCACAGGAGUAGAAGGAAAUCUUGAAGCUGUAGCAGAAUAUGCUUGCAAGCUAUCAGAGCAGAAAGAACAGCUUGUUGAGAUGUGUCGCUUAUUGAGGCAUGUUUCUGGAACUGAGCCCCUCGAGAUUACUUGCAUACACGCAGAAGAUACCUUUCAGGUGACUGGCCCACAGAUAAUUUCUGCUGCAGAAACGCUGGCAUUACAUCCGUCUAGCAAGAUUGCAAAAGAAAAUCUUGAGGUGUUCUGUGAGGCCUGGGAGUCUCAACUGAGCGACAUGUCUAUGUUGUUAAGAGAAAUCAAUGAUGUGUUUGAAGGAAGAAGAGGAGAGAAGCGUGUCUACCUAUCACUGCCCAGACCAGGGAAGCAUAAUGCAAAUCUGAAAGCAUUAAAGCCAGUCAAACUAGAUACUGAGGAACAGGCAAAAAUUGCAAAACUUGGAUUAGAGUUGCAUCUGCUCACAUCUGAUGUGGAUUCUGAGACGGAGAAAUGGGAGGAUCAGGAGAAUGAGAUCGUUCAACAUGGACAAGGCAUGUCAAGUAUGGCCUACUCCAUGUACUUAUUUACCAGAGGAGAAGGACUUCUGAAAACUACUCAAGAUUUAUUUCAUCAAGCAGAGAUUUUUGCUACAGAGGGCACAAAGCUUGCUUCAUCUCUUCAUGCCUUUUCUGAUCAGGUACUCGAUGAUGACAAACCUUUGCUUCUGUUGGAGGCUGAAAAACUGAUCUCUAUGUGCAAGCAGCUCCAGAUAACGGCUAAAGCUUCUGUUCAGGGUAAAAGUGCUACAUUUACAAAGGUUGAUGCAUGCAUUCUGAAAACAAGGAACGUGAUGACUGUCUUAUGCCAACUUCUUCCACUUUGCUGCAAAUUACUGAGAAAGAAUAAAGCAGGAAAUACCUGCCUUAAACCUGCUCCACCAUGGAGAGAAGAGAGAAUACGAACUGGUACAAAUGCACACACUCCAGAAAGGAGAGCUGAGACAUUUGGCAUCAAGUCUUUAGAAAAUCAUGUAACAAACAUGACAUUUUUAGAAAGCAAGAAAUUAUAGCGCUUAGAAAUGCGGGAACUCCCAUUUGAAAGUAACAUUUUUGAAUUUUCAAUAUUGCUUUCAUUUGUGGAAAGUCAAACCAGGUGAAUCCGAAUUAAAACUGUUGACCUUUGUCAUGUCUAAUAGACGUCCCAUAACUUAGCAGUUACAAAACCGACUAGCCUAAUUGUUAUGUAUUUUUGUAAUGUGAAUGCCUUUCCUAUGCUCACUAUUGAUACUGGUUUUGUAAUCAAUGCUUACGAAUGUCUUAAUGGAUUUUUCAACCCAAAGAUGCUGCUAAUAGACAUUUUAUCUAAAGAACCUUGUGCUGCAUACGCUAUAUGUAACACUACUGUUCAAGUCUGUAAACUCAUCUCUGGCCUGUUUCAGUGUGUGUGUGUUUGAUAAAGCAGAAUCAGGAAUACAGCCUGAAAGGCUGCGGCCUAAAGCACUGAAAUGUUCUCUUAGUUAUGAGCUAUACCUGCAGUUAAGUAGUUCUAGGAAAAAAAAACAACCCUCUUUCAACAGCUGCACUGCUGAAUUUUAAUCUUGUUGACAUGAGUCAUAUUUCCAAAAGUAUUUUUAAGUGAUUAAUACUUUUGACUCAACCCCUUUUUAUUUUACUGUUAUUUGUAGUUGGCAGUUGUUGCUUCCUUUUUUUGUUAAAACUUACUGAGCAGAAUUUUCAUUACAUUUAGAACCACUGAAGUAUUAUGUAGACUUUAUCAUACCAUGUAAAAUUUAAGAAAAUAGAUACUGAUUAUGACAAACUUCUGUACAAAGGGCAUUAUUUGACUUUGGGAUGCCAUGAAAAUACAGCCUGGUGUGAAAUACCUA